Cucumis melo (muskmelon) is the source of this 1819-nucleotide messenger RNA. Its product is annotated as UDP-glycosyltransferase 74G1-like. The record is from RefSeq and is a predicted model, not a curated record. Gene Ontology annotation, molecular function: UDP-glycosyltransferase activity. Bases 181 to 1587 code for a protein of 468 amino acids. The transcript is spliced from 3 exons. NCBI's taxonomy places the organism in Eukaryota, Viridiplantae, Streptophyta, Magnoliopsida, Cucurbitales, Cucurbitaceae.
AACAAUCAUAUUUAUUAUCAUCAUUAUUAUUUUCCUUUGAGAUUAUCUUUUCCACAUUAUGACAUCAAUUAUACGUGGAAAUUUGUAUUUGUUAGUAAAAUAAAACAAACCUCAUUUUAUCCUAUAAAUAUCCACAGCGAAAGAAUAAAAGGAAAGAGAAAAAGCUCGAGGACCAUUUCCAUGGCGGACGGAGAGGGCAAAACGGUCAACAAUGGUAAAAAAGUUCAUAUUCUAGUCGUAACAUACCCAGCUCAAGGCCACAUAAAUCCUCUUUUACAAUUCUCCAAACGCCUCCACCACAAAGGCGCCGCCGUGACCUUCGUCAUCACCAAAUACCUUUACAACAACAGCCCCGCCGCCGACAACCCUCCGCCCUUCCCCGUGGAGACCUUCUCGGACGAUCAUGACGACGGCGGAUUUCUCUCCUCUGUUUCGGUCCCCGACUACCACGAACGGCUGGAGCGUGUGGGGUCGGAGACUCUCCGAGAUCUGAUCAGGCGACUGGAGGGCGGGGGGCGGCGAAUCGACGCGGUGAUGUACGACGGAUUUAUGCCGUGGGUAUUGGAGGUGGCGAAGGAAUGGGGGCUGAAGACGGUGAUUUAUUUCACACAGAUGUGCGGGGUGAACAACAUUUACUUCCAUAUUUACAAAGGGGAAAUUAAGCUUCCAUUGGGGGGGGAGGAGGAGAUUAGGAUGGGGGGAAUGCCGGCAAUGAGGGCGGAGGAAAUGCCGUCGUUUGUAAAAGAUGUGAAAUCGUGUCCGGGGUUUUUGGCUACGGUGGUUAAUCAGUUUCGGAACAUUGAGGAAGCCGAUUUCUUAGUCUGCAAUAGUUUCUAUGAACAAGAACAACAGGUGUUGGAAUGGAUGGAGAAGAAAUGGAGGAUGAAGACGGUCGGACCAAACAUACCGUCGAUGUAUGCCGAUAGGCAAAUUCAGGAGGAUAGGGAGUAUGGAUUCAACUUCUUCAAACCCAACGACGAGGCUUGUCGAAAAUGGCUCAACGAUCGUCAGAAAAAGUCGGUGGUGUUCGUGGCAUUUGGGAGUUUUUCAACUUUGAGCGCUGAGCAGAUGGAGGAAUUGGCUUGGGGUUUAGCACAAACCAAUUGUUUCUUCUUGUGGGUGGUAAGGGAUCCAAAAGUGGCGAAUGUUCCAACAAAAUUUGUAGAGGCAACGAAGGAGAAGGGACUAAUAGUUCCUUGGUGUCUUCAAUUGGAAGUUUUAUCUCAUGAAUCAAUCGGUUGUUUUGUGACACAUAGCGGUUGGAACUCGACACUUGAGGCUCUAACCAUCGGCGUUCCUAUGGUGGCAAUGCCACAAUGGACGGAUCAAACUGUUAAUGCCAAGUUUGUAAGGGAUGUUUGGAAGACUGGAAUUAGGGCUUUUCCUGAUCAUACUGGAAUUGUACGGCGAAUGACGAUUGCAGAUUGUAUCUUGAAGAUCAUGGAUGACAAUGUCGAGGGAAAAGAAAUUCGAGAAAAUGCUGCUAAAUGGGGAGCAUUAGCAAGACGAGCGGUGGAUCAAGGCGGAAGUUCGGAUCAGAAUAUUAAUGAAGUUCUUGUUCAACUAGCUUCUGGUUUAAAUAUUUAAAGAAAAAUAUAAUUAUUAAAAAAUUUAAACUUUAUAAAAGGAAAAUUAAGAGAAUUGUGUUUGAAUUUGAGGAAAUUGAAUUAUUUCCUUUCUAACAAAUUCAAUGGCCAUGUUAGUAUGAAAUGAAUUGUAGUCACCAUGGAGAUAAUCAUUUGUCAAGUGGAUAUGAAAAAUAAUAACAAUUGUGUUUGGUUAAGUUUGAGAUUAUUAUUUUAUUCCAACUUUGGGUUUU